Messenger RNA from Conger conger (European conger), 2311 nucleotides. RefSeq names its product UTP15 small subunit processome component (gene utp15). Gene Ontology annotation, molecular function: protein binding. Gene Ontology annotation, cellular component: nucleolus. The record is from RefSeq and is a predicted model, not a curated record. The transcript is spliced from 13 exons. Gene Ontology annotation, biological process: rRNA processing; positive regulation of transcription by RNA polymerase I. Bases 223 to 1800 code for a protein of 525 amino acids. NCBI's taxonomy places the organism in Eukaryota, Metazoa, Chordata, Actinopteri, Anguilliformes, Congridae.
GAGUGCGAGCAAUAAAGUUAUUUGUAAGCGGAAGCAGCCAAGCAGGGUGACUGAAAAACAUGGCUGCCUCCAUUGAGCAUACGUGACUUCAGUUGAUUGUGUUACAUUUCAUUUAAUCUGACGAUAAUAUAUUCUCAAUAUUCGCGGAAUAAAAAAAGUUGCAGUGAUUGGGAUAUCACCAUCUGCAGAAGGCGCACAAGAAAGCUAGACUGAAAGAUUGGGAUGGCUUCAUUUAAACCCACACGGAUUCCAUCUUAUCCCAAGAUUGGCGAGAAAGUAACACAGGACACGUUAUACUGGAAGAAUUAUAAGACUCCCAUCCAGAUCAAGGAAUUUGGAGCAGUGUCUGCAAUAGACUUCUCUCCUCUUUCCCCAUACAAUUAUGCAGUCACUGCUUCAACACGGAUCCACAUAUAUGGGCCCUAUUCUCAGGAGCCUGUGAAAACCUUCACACGCUUCAAGGACACGGCCUACAGCGGCAGAUUCCGGGCCGACGGGAGGCUCCUGGUGGCGGGGAGCGAGGACUGUGUGGUCAGGCUUUUUGACAUCAGCGGCAGGGUGGCACUCCGCAUGUUUCGCGGGCACUCCAAGGCAGUACAUUUAACAGACUUCACCUCAGAUGGGUUCCGAAUAAUAUCGGGGUCAGAUGACUACACGUGUCGACUGUGGGACAUCCCAAACUCAGUCGAGCUGAACUCCUACAGCGAGCACACGGACUAUGUGCGCUGUGGCACCACCAGCAAACUGAACCCUGACCUUUUUAUCACAGGCUCGUAUGAUCACACAGUGAAGGUGUUUGAUUCACGGACAGACAGGAGUGUGAUGAGCAUGGAUCACAGCCAACCUGUGGAAAGCGUCCUGCUUUUCCCUUCCGAGGGCCUUCUGGUGUCAGCAGGGGGGCGGUACGUAAAGGUGUGGGACCUGCUGAAAGGGGGACAGGCCCUGGUAUCCCUGAAGAACCAUCACAAAACGGUGACCUGCCUAUGCCUGAGCAGCUCUGGCCAGAGACUGCUGUCUGGCUCUCUGGACCGACAUGUGAAAAUCUACAACACUGCAACCUACAAAGUGGUGCACAACUUUGAUUAUGCUGCCUCCAUUCUGAGUGUUGCGCUAGCGCCUGAAGAUGGCGCUGUGGUGGUUGGCAUGGCGAAUGGAGUCCUGAGCGUGAAGCACAGGAAGUCCCCUGAGGAGAAGCCCGAGGCAGGAAGUACCAAGAGGCGGCGUCCAUCAUACCGCGUCUUCGUCAAAGGGCGAAAUUAUGCCCCAAAACAGGAGGACUUCUUGGUCAGCAGACCUGUCCGAAUGCACCUGGAGAAGUACGACAAGCAGCUGAAGAGCUUCCAGGUGUCUAAAGCUCUAGACACAGUCCUGGAGGCUCGGAUUCGGACAAAGACUCCCGAGAUCACCGUGGCCGUGAUGCAGGAGCUGAAUCGCAGGGGCAGACUGAAGAACGCCCUCGCUGGCCGAGACGAGAGGAGCCUGACCAUCCUGCUCAGUUUCUUGAUCGGGCAUGUUGUAGAUCCCAGAUUUACUCCAGUUUUGGUGAAUGUUGCUGAGAUGAUUUUGGACAUCUAUGUACAGGCAGUGGGCCGGUCGGCGCUGGUGGACAAACAGAUUGUGAGGCUGCAGGAGCUGGUGGAGAAGGAGAUCGAUCUGCAGCAGGAGCUGUUGGAGGUCCUGGGUAUGCUGGACACCCUCUUCGCCACCAUGACAACCAAGAAGGCGGCAGCCACUACGGAGAGCCCAACCAAUGGGGUGGCAGCAACUGGGGAGCAGGGCCUGAGCCUGCAGGCCUCCUGACUCUGUGUGGGAGCAGGUGCCACUGGAACCUUGUGCAGUUGAGGCACAGAUGCCCAGACACACCUGACUUUUCCAGAUUACUGCCACAGAAACAGUCAGGUGAUCAGGAGCAGGCUUAUUUCCACAGCCACAGUGCACCUGGACCCUUUGCAGCUGCUGCUUUAAGGAAAUGGCUCCUGUGUGAAAUGUCUGCAUUCUCUUUUUGUAAAAAGACACCACGGAUGAGAAUUCCCAUCUUCAGCCAACGACAGGAACAUGAAUGAAACAUUGUUAAAAAAGGUUUUUCUGCAAAGGAGCUUGUUCAACAUUUUAAUUCUACAUAAACCGUUUCAGUUUACUGUAAAUGAACACGUUUGAUGUGUUUAAAUGCAUUUUAAUUUAAUAGAGCCCUGUUUAAGCAUCAAAAGUGAAUUAUGAAUGUCCACAUGGUGCUUUAAGGCAGCUGGUAAUUAUGAUAAGUUUUCAUGUUUCAUAAAUUCUUCUGCAUAGUAAACUUUUCUAUUAUAUUUUU